AAAGAAAAAUACAGUUCAUCUAAAAAAAAGAAAAAUCCCAACUUUUUUCCUCCAUUAAAGCACUUCAGACAUGUAGAACAAAACCUCACUGGUGAAGUGUGGGAUCUUCAAAAUAAUCCAAGAUUUUGAGUUGGGUGUUGUUGAAUUUGCGAAAUGGAAAGUGGGUUUACAGCAGAAGAUCUUUCGACAAUUGGAGGAAUUGCUACUGUAUCACUCUUACAUUCUUUCAUACCUACACAUUGGUUGCCUUUCUCCAUUGUUGGCCGUGCUCAGAAAUGGACUCUCUCUCGUACUCUUCUUGUCACUGCAUUUGGAGCAGUAUUACAUGUAAUAUCCACUUCUAUUCUAGGCAUAACAGCAAUAACCAUUACAAACACAAUUGCUGGUGAGGAAUCAGUACACAAACUGGCUUCCCUUUUGCUUAUAGUCCUUGGUGGGAGUUAUAUCAUCUUGUUUCUUUGCGGAAAGGGUGGUCACAGCCACUCACACAAUCAACCCAUGGAGAAAAUGGCUGUAGCAGGGCUUGUCCUCGUUCCUGCAUUGUCUCCUUGUGCAACCACUCUCCCUGUGUUUCUUGCUGUUGGAAACUCAUCCUCCAUGAUGGUGCUUGCCAUCAUAGUUCUGUUAUUCAGCACCAUAACUGUGAUGACUUCACUGGUGGCUCUAUCAUUUUACGGUGCAAGUCAACUCAAGUUCCACUGGGUGGAACGUUAUGACAAGCUCCUCGUCGGUUCAGUGCUAAGCUUGGUUGGUAUUUUGACCCUUAUCUUUCACGAUCACGACCACGAAGGAGGUUCUGCCGGAGGUCAUGUGCACAGAAAACUCAUUGUGCUAUAAAAGGAUCAUUCUUCAGCCAACAAAUCUGUUUCCUGAAGCCUAGUAUUCAAAUGCAUAUUUACCUUUAAAGGAUAGAAAGGGGAGCCUUAGAGCAACGGUAAAUUUGUUAUAGGUCAUGGGUACGAGCUGUGGAAUCAGCCACUAAUGCUUGCGUUAGGGUAGACUGCCUACAUUACACCCCCUUGGUGUACGGCCUCCCCCCGGGCUCCCUUUUUUUUUUAUUUACCUCAAGAAAAGCAAUGUACAAAUACACCUUCUUUUUUGGUUCAAGUUGUGCAAUUAAUGUGUGCUCAAGUUUAUGUCUAUUCAGUUCUAACAAUUUUUA
Messenger RNA from Solanum pennellii, 1162 nucleotides. RefSeq lists its product as uncharacterized. The transcript is spliced from 3 exons. The record is from RefSeq and is a predicted model, not a curated record. NCBI's taxonomy places the organism in Eukaryota, Viridiplantae, Streptophyta, Magnoliopsida, Solanales, Solanaceae. Bases 154 to 837 code for a protein of 227 amino acids.